Molecule: messenger RNA, 838 nt
Organism: Aplysia californica (California sea hare)
Lineage: Eukaryota; Metazoa; Mollusca; Gastropoda; Aplysiida; Aplysiidae
Source: RefSeq, a predicted model, not a curated record
AGACAUCCAGUGUGGAAGGUGCCAGAUUCCGAUGGAGAGCAGAACCCACUGGCCCCCAGCUACACACCCCAGAUCCCACAGCGCUCACACCGACAGCACAAGAGACUUACGGAAAAAGCUCCGAUAUCCUCCGUAGACUAUUUUGACCAGCCCGGGGACAUCGAGGAGGAUCAGACGACUUUGUCAAAGACGGUCGCUGGAGGAGCCAACAGAGUCUCGUUUGACGAGUGAAAGGCCGACCCCCCCGGGAUCCAAGAGCUUACUAAGACCUGUCUGUUUGAUGCCGCUCUCCUCACAAAUCAUCCUGAAGUGGAACCUUUUGGCUGUCAUGGAAUGUUGGCCGACUGGUGUACCGUAGGCUUCUAUAAAGAACUGUCGUUAUUGGACCUUGUUCUGAGGGCAGUGGUGGUCACGACUACUUCGUCGUCGUCGUCGUCAUCAUCAUCAUCAUCAUCAUCAUCAUCAUCAUCAUCAUCAUCAUCAUUUAUAGUAAAGUAGUAUGAAACAAAGAUGCCUUUGUAUAUUUUUUUGUAUACUUGUUACAGAGUUAUUUCUUUGUCAUUUUAACGGCAAAGUUAUUGCAUAGCAUGAUCAGUUAUGUGUAGAAAGACACAGAAAAAUUCAGAUUUAUCGUUAAAAGCUUGAAAAAAAACUUUUACCUUUGGCUCUUUGCAAAGUAAGCACUGGGGAAAGUGUUUAACUCUUUCACCACCAGGAGGUUUUCCUCACCUGGACCGGGCCCUAUCUGUGACCUACUUUCUGAUUCUGCCUACCGUCAGACAAAUUAAAGAUUUUGAGUUCAAUUUUCAAUAUUAGCCACAUUUAUUAUAAAUGAAAA